CAUGAAGCCCACUUGAGGGCAGUCUUCAAGGUAUUGGAGGAACGAGCGGUCACUCUUUCGCCAGACAAGUCCUUUAUCGGUUUCCCAUCCAUCGAACUACUUGGUUUCAAUGUGGAUGCUUUCAACCUUUGGAACACAGAGGAUCGAGUACGCGCCCUUAAGCUUGUGGAAUUCCCCAGGAAUCUUUCCUCUCUGGAGAAAUGGCUG
Colletotrichum gloeosporioides is the source of this 207-nucleotide messenger RNA. RefSeq lists its product as uncharacterized. The transcript has a single exon. NCBI's taxonomy places the organism in Eukaryota, Fungi, Ascomycota, Sordariomycetes, Glomerellales, Glomerellaceae. The annotation marks the transcript as partial. The record is from RefSeq and is a predicted model, not a curated record.